Messenger RNA from Mesorhabditis belari, 2286 nucleotides. NCBI's taxonomy places the organism in Eukaryota, Metazoa, Nematoda, Chromadorea, Rhabditida, Rhabditidae. The record is from the annotation of a GenBank genome assembly.
AUGAGGCUGCUACUUUGUCUUUUCUUCGUUAUUUUCCAAAUACAAUUGUGUCUAGCCGACCCAGUGACCUAUUUAAUCGAUCCAAACAAUCCAUCAUUUCUUUUUAAUGGAAAUGAUCACUCUGAUCAGACAACUGCCAUUAUCUUAGCCAGCAAUUUGUCGCUGCCCAUCCAAGUGAACGCUUACUUUUCCGAUUUUAGCAAUACAAAGUUUGCGAUUGCUGGCCCUGGUGGGGCAAAAUAUACCCAAGCCGCUCUCCAGCAACCAACUUCAAACAUUCGCCUCAAGCCACCUCUCACUCUCACAUUCACUCAAAACACAUCGAUGGAGUUCUAUUUGACAUUUGCCUUGUAUCCAACUGAUACUGACUCCGACUCAUCCAACGGCCCAUAUUAUUUGGGAUAUGACCGUUACUCAAUCGAUGUCUAUAAUGGCGAAGAACCACAAACCUAUUCAAUGGUGCAAUCGAAAGAAUCCGGCACAAUGCUCACUAUUGACGAAGGCUGCUCUUUGCGAAUUCACGCUGGCGCUGCUCCUGCCGAUCGUUCUGAUAAAUAUAUGAUUGGCGAUUAUCGGGGCAGCCGAAAACAGCCAAAUGGUUGGGCUCUACCAACUCUCUCAGCCGCCUACUACACUUUCACCAUUCCGCAAUAUUGUGGAGCAAAAUUCGACUUGAUUGAGCACACUGAAGGCACAAGACAGAUCGAAUUCAGCACACCGGAUGAUGGGUAUUGGAUUCGUGGAACGAUGGCUAGCUGUGACUAUCCUGGUGGAACAUUCAGCCGAAAAGAACCGGUCAAUCCGAUGAUACAGAGAUUUCACGUCGUCGGUCAAAGCCCGGCUCCGAUCAAUGUUUGGCCGAACUGGAACGACAAACCUGGGAGAAAUGGGUUUUGGAGCUUGGAAAUCUAUGAAAACGAUCAACUUGUUGCUUCUAAGAAUCAAACCACUUCACAAAGCGAGGGAUGGCUUCAUGCAACGGGACACGAUUUACUGGUGACUUGGGUGCCCGGAGAUCAACAAUCGGAGGGAAUCUUUGUUCGUUUCUACUACGACAGCCCGAUCACGAUUUAUCUCGAUGUUCACAAUGAUCCUCUCGUUUUCCAUACGGCUUACUGGCAAUUUACCCAAUCUGGCUUCAUGAUUCAAGCGCCCGGCUCGUUCAUUCACGUGAAUGCAAUGCAGCUCACCCAGACGCGAGCAAUCUACUUUUGGGAUAAAACGCAGAAUUAUAGUUUACCACAAAUCAUGGAGAAGCCCCGUCUUUUCAAGGAUUUUGUUCAAACGUCCCAACUCGAUUCAUGGUAUGACCGAUUUGUGGCCACAUUUACAAAAGUCGAUGUGAACGACACAGCUUUAUUCGAUUCAAUGGGCUUAAGCGAUUAUCGCUUUUGGUUUACAAAUGGAUUCUUUCUCGAGCGACCGGUGACAAUGAGAUUCGAUGCGAAGAAUCACUCUCAAGCGCUGACUGUUGUGGCUCCUCGGGGUGGUGCUGUUAUAAAUAGCGUUUUGAAGUCAAACUCCUGUGAAGUUCCUCUCUACGUCUCUGGGAUUCCAUAUGAGGAACUGAAGCAGAAAAUGCUCAUUUACACUUUCAAUGAUCAAAACGCUGCAACUUUUGCCCCAUCUCACAUCGUCUCUCCAGCAGCCACGUUUGUCGUUCCAGCGAAUUGCCAAUUCAGUUUUACCCUUCAGAGCAGCAAUGAUCCAUAUAGACGGGAACUCUUUGACGGCUCAAAUGGCUUCAUCUACAGCCAAGAAUACCCAGCAAACUAUGACAAUUACUAUUCGAUUUGGUCACCCGAUGACGCGACUGAUUAUCAACUUUAUCAAAGUCCCUCGCUUGGUGCGGCGAACGCGAACUUCUCGAUUGACAUUGUUUCCGCAGAUCCGGGAGUGAAUGGCAGUCUUGCUUUCACCUUCGGCAAAACUGGAAAACCACAAGAAACUAUUGGAAUCACAAAUCUCACGAAAAACUGGACGAUCCAAUCGGAUGGAACAAUGGUACAAAUUGAAUGGAACGAUACAAGUACACAAAGUGGAUUCUUGUUAAGAUAUCGGAUGAAAGCAGCUCAACUUACAACUAUCGAUGGAAUUAUCGAUCCCUUAAUAGAUUGGGUGAAGCAACCCAAUCUGAAAGUUCCAUCAAGGAUUGACAAUGUGAAACAAUGUAUUGCAAAAGCGGCCGAGUAUUUCUUCGAUUUCAAAGAGGAGACUCCAUUCGAUGAAAAAGCGAGAAAAAGACUCACCGAACUCAAGUUGGCUCAAGUGACGCAACUCGAGCAA